Molecule: messenger RNA, 1425 nt
Organism: Argentina anserina (silverweed cinquefoil)
Lineage: Eukaryota; Viridiplantae; Streptophyta; Magnoliopsida; Rosales; Rosaceae
Product: UPF0481 protein At3g47200-like
Exons: 2
Coding region: 1-1398 (465 amino acids)
Source: RefSeq, a predicted model, not a curated record
AUGGCUCAGUGGAUUCUUCAAAUUAAUGAAGAUCUCAAGAACAUGGAAGGUCUUUCAACAGAAAGAGAUCACUGGAAUAAGGGAUCAAUCUACAAACUACCAGCCAGCCUCACAGACAUGAAUAAGAAGGCCUACAAACCUCAAACAGUCUCCUUCGGACCUUACCACUACAAUUCGUCACAUCCGAUGGAGGAGCAUAAGCACCGCGCGCUGCUUCAUUUCCUCAAAAGAUGCGGAAAGUCUCUUGAGGUGUUUGUAGAUGCACUGGCUGAAGUAGAGAGUGAUUUGAAGAACUCGUAUACUAUGCUGCAUUCUGUGCCAAACGAAGUUAUAGACAAUUUUCUGCAACUGAUGAUUAUAGAUGGCUGUUUCAUGCUGGAAAUCUUGAGGACUGCUGUGAAUGCACCGGAUGAUUAUGCUCCUAAUGAUCCUAUCUUCAGCGAGCACGGUAGGCUCCAUGUCGUGCCAUACAUCAAGCGCGACAUGUUAAUGCUGGAGAAUCAGUUGCCAAUGCUUGUUCUUGAAAUGCUGGUGGCAGUUGAACAUGGUAAACCCAAGGAUGAAGAGUUUGUGACCAAGCUCAUAGUUAAGUUCCUCUGCUCCUGCAAUGUUUCUGCAAACAUGGGCAAGUGUGUGCAUGUAUUGGACGUGUACAGGAAGAGUCUGCUUCAGUAUGGACCUGAUCCCAAAUAUAUUCGCCACAAAAUACAGUCCAUGGCGCGUGAAGAUGAGAUCGUCUGGUCUGCAACAGAGCUCAACGAGGCAGGAAUCAGGUUCAAGAAAAGUGCAACUACAAGCCUCAAAGACAUCACAUUUGCUCGGGGAGUGUUGAGGUUGCCUGUGGUUGUUGUCGAUGACACCACCGAGUCCAUGUUCUUAAAUCUGAUGGCAUUUGAGAGAUUCCAUGUAGGAGCAGGAACUGAGGUGACAUCUUAUCUGCUCUUCAUGGACAACAUCAUAGACAAUGCGAGGGAUGUCGCCCUCUUACACUCGAAAGGGAUCCUCCAUAAUGGUCUGGGGAGUGACAAAGCAGUGGCUAAUCUGUUCAAUUCACUCUCUAAAGAUGUGACACAGGAUCCGGAUAGUAGCCUUCAAAUUGUACAUAAGAGGGUGUAUCACUACUGCAGAAAGCCCUGGAAUGUGUGGCGCGCCAAUCUUAUUCACACUUACUUCCGAAAUCCAUGGGCUAUAAUCUCUUUCGUUGCUGGUUUGUUCCUCUUUGUGUUCACUAUAGCUCAGACUGGAUAUUCCAUAAUACCCUAUUACUACCCACGAGAUUCUUCUCCUAACACUGUCAUUGUUGUUCCAGCUCCUCCAAACCAUUCCUCCUCCUCGUCACCAUCAACACUUUUGACUUCUUUCAUUCUUGUUUCUAUUGUAUGCAUGCUUACCAAUUGAUGGAUUCUCUCAAUAGUUUGUGGAGUU